AGAAAGAACGUAAGUCAGUUAUAAGUAAGGACAAAACAGUUCACUGUGCUUGGACUUUCAGACUUUAAGGUUUUUAAAUAGGUGAGCUAUGUCCAGACAAGUAGUCAGUGUGCAGCCAAAGACCAAGGCCAAACAGGUCGGAGAGUGGAGCACUGGACUGUGUGAGUGCUACAAAGACAUCGGAGACUGUUGUUUUGCUUGCUGCUGCCUCCCGUUGUUUACCUGUAAGGUUACCAGUGCAGUUGGUGCCUGCCCGUGCCUGCCUCUGCUGGACUGUAUCAGCUGUGUCCCUCCAGCCUCUCUGGCCAUGAGGGCUUCUGUCAGGGAACGAUACGGCAUUAAGGGAAGCGUGUGGAGUGACUGCCUGUACGGAUGCUGCUGCUACACACUAUCUUGGCUUCAGAUCUCCAGGGAGCUGAAAAGAAGAGCAGCAUCCCACGCCGCCUCCUCCUCUUCUUCUUCCUCCACAGCCAGAUACACUGCUCUGACCUCCCUACAGGGGGCGCACUUGGUCUAGACACGCUCAGACCUCUUUCUCUCCCUGGUGGAAAGCACUGCAGGAGAGGAUUUAAUCACACUUUCAUUGGCCUAAAGUUGCCCCUGGUCCCAGAGACAAAAGUCCAAUUAGUUCCACAAUAGUAAUAGUUAUUUAGCAAUUCAUUCAAAUUAUGUUGUUCAGAUAUGUUUUUGAUAUUUUAUUGUAAAUAAAUAUAUAUGGUUUGUUUCUGAUUUUUAUUUAUUUAUUGUUUGUUUUUCUGGUCAAAAUUACUGCCUAAUAAAA
Messenger RNA from Cyprinodon variegatus (sheepshead minnow), 781 nucleotides. RefSeq names its product placenta-specific gene 8 protein-like. Lineage: Eukaryota; Metazoa; Chordata; Actinopteri; Cyprinodontiformes; Cyprinodontidae. The record is from RefSeq and is a predicted model, not a curated record. The transcript is spliced from 4 exons. Bases 89 to 517 code for a protein of 142 amino acids.